AUGCCUUUUGAGUAUGACAUCUGGAACUUGAGUCAGCUUAAAAACGCUAACAAAGUAAACAUCAUAGAUCCAAGUUCAAGACCAGAGGGCUACAUUUACAGUGUAUUGCUCCCAGUUUCUACAACGCCGGAUAAAAUUUGUAAAUGGCUUUAUGACAUGAAUUUCCUUUUGAUAUGUGUUAUUUUUCCGCUCCUCUGCGCUGUGAUGCUCGACGCUGUCUUCUCAGAAGAAAACUGCCGUUAUUUGGAAUUCAAGCCCACCAAAGCAUUUGACGGUCAACGCCUGAUAAAUCACGUAAUUCAAAUUGAUGUCGUCAAGGAUAAAGUAUUAUGUAAGAUACGGUGUUUCAUGGAGCCAGAUUGUGUCAGUUAUAAUCUCGAAAAGCAACCGAGUGGGGACAAUGGAGCAUAUAAGUGUGAGUUGAAUGAUGCUACUCACGAAGGAAACGAAGACGACCUUGUUGGGGAGUACGAUUACUUUUACCAUGGAUCAGAGAGUAACUGUAUCGCAAACCCUUGCAAGAACAACGCGACUUGCCAAAGCGGUUUUACCGACAAAAGUUAUCGCUGUUUGUGUUCAGCUGGAUUCAAGGGUCAGAUUUGCGAUGAAGAUAUUGACGAAUGUGGUACAGAAGAGCACAGCUGCAAUGCUAAUGCUGUGUGCAACAAUACCGAGGGUUCAUACAACUUUUCAUGUAAACCUGGAUACUCUGGGGACGGAUGGUCUUGCAAAGAUAUUGACGAAUGUGAUACAGAAGAGCACAGUUGCAGUGCUGAUGCUGUGUGUAACAAUACCAGGGGAUCGUACAAUUGUGAUUGUAAACCUGGAUAUUCUGGGGAUGGGAGAACUUGCCAAGAUAUUGACGAAUGUGCUACAGAAAAGAAUAGGUGCAGUGCCAAUGUUGUUUGCAACAAUAUCAAAGGAUCUUAUAACUGCAAAUGUAAACCUGGAUAUUCUGGAGACGGACGGACUUGUAAAGAUAUCGACGAGUGUGCUACAGGAACACAUAGCUGCAGUGUUGAUGCGGUAUGCAACAAUACAAAGGGAUCGCACAACUGUGAAUGUAAACCUGGAUAUUUUGGGGACGGAUUGACCUGCACAGAUUUCGACGAGUGUGUUACAGGAACACAUAACUGCAGUACUUAUGCGGUAUGCAACAACACAAAAGGAUCGCACAACUGCAAAUGUAAACCUGGAUAUUCCGGAAAUGGGCAGAUAUGCAAAGUGAACUCAGACUGCAAGGAAGCUCACAACAGAAAAUUAUUCAGCAAGAGUGGCGUGGUUACGUUCCUUAUUGAUUCGAUAUUUACUUCCAUUUUCUGUCACGUGGGGGAUUUUGGAUGUGGAGUGGGAUCUUGGACCCCUGUUAUGAAGAUUGAUGGCAAGAAGGGAACUUUCCAUUAUGAUUCCAACCUCUGGACCAAUAGAGAACCUUUCAACUCUCAUGGUGGAGAGACUGGGUUUGAUUAUGAGGAGACUAAGUUGCCCACCUACUGGAACACGUCCUUCUCUAAGAUCUGUCUCGGAAUGAAAAUCGGCCAACAAAUCAACUUUAUUGUUAUCAACAAGCAAGCAAAUUCUCUCUACUCACUAAUCGCUGAUGGAAGAUACCGCGCCACCUCACUGGGUCGUAACACGUGGAGGUCAUUGAUUGGUUCUGAGGCUUCACUACAGAGUGGCUGUAACAAAGAAGGGUUCAAUGCUGCUUGUACCUGGGCAAAACAUUCCCAAGCAAGGAUCGGUAUUAUUGGAAACAAUCAAAACAACUGUGCGUCUUGUGACUCAAGGAUAGGAUUUGGGACUGCAGGAAAGCCAAAUAACAAUAUUUCAUGCGGGAACAGGGCGCCAGAAAAUGCUGAUAAUGGUGAGAAACUCAUCAACACAUAUGGAUAUAUCUUCGUUCAGUAA
Molecule: messenger RNA, 1908 nt
Organism: Pocillopora damicornis (cauliflower coral)
Lineage: Eukaryota; Metazoa; Cnidaria; Anthozoa; Scleractinia; Pocilloporidae
Molecular function (GO): calcium ion binding
Source: RefSeq, a predicted model, not a curated record